AUGUUGAGGACGGCGUGCCUGAUUGUUCUCCUCCCAACUGUGAAGAUACUUUGCAAAGACUCUGCCAAGCUCGUGCAAGCCGCUAGCAUCACCAACAUUGACAACCAAGAUAAAUAUUUGCCCGAAGAUAUUAGCAAGGAAAGACGUAUUCCCGUCUCCAUUGAGCGGGAAGUCGCCAUCCUGAAGCUUAUACAGCAUCCUAACAUCACGCGACUCUACGAUAUCUGGGAGAAUCGACGUCAAAUUUAUAUUGUCUUAGAGUAUGUUGAUUACGGCGAUUUGUAUCAAUACAUCACGACAAAUGGGCCCCUUUCCGAAGUUAAUGCCGCGCGCCUCUUCCGUCAGCUUAUGAGCGCAGUCUCGUAUUGCCAUGCCCUAAAGAUUUGUCACCGGGACCUCAAGCCGGAAAACAUUCUCGUGAGCUCCGAGGGUCAGAUCAAGAUUGCCGACUUUAGGAUGGCGGCGCUGCACCAGACCACGAGCCACCGACUUUCCACGUGUUGCGGGAGCCCUCACUAUAUUGCUCCCGAGGUGCUCUCAGGAAGCCGUAUAGCGGAUAUCAAUCCGACAUUUGGAGCAUGGGUGUCAUCCUGUGAUCUAAGUGAGGAGUACGGUCAGCUCUCUGAUACUCGGAAAAUACUUGAAUCCAAGGCCGUCAGACCAAGUGAGAUUGAUCUUGAGCUCGUUCGCCAGCUGCGCGCUCUCUGGCACACCUUCACCGAGGAGGAGCUGAAGGUCUCUUUGGCAAGUGACGAGGCAAACGAUCAAAAGGUCUUUUACCACCUGCUUCAAAAGUAUCGAGAGCGCCAGCUAGAAGAUUUUGAUCCGGAUAUCGCCCAUGCUCAGAGUGACUACCAUCACUUAAAACCCUCAACAUGGAGAAAGAAGAAGGUCACCCGCGAGUUCACCAACGACGACGGGGAUGGUAUCAACAAAAGCGUUUCUAGGAUUACCAUCGUGUCCAGUGUUGCUGACAUAGAUGAGGACUCCAUCGAUACGUAUGAUCCCUUCAAUGCUCAGCAUACCCCCAUCGAGAGGCGGGUUUCACAAAUCAGCCGCGACGGUCCUACCCUGCGAGUUGCCAAAAGGCGAUCCGCAGGAGUCGCGGCUGCACGAGAAGCGAUCACCGACGAAGAGGUCCGGAAGGUCAGUCUUGGUCUUGCCCAGGAUUGUGAUGAAGCAUUUGGAAGCUCUUUGGUCCUUGAGACACCUCAUGAUGGCGGCGACGGUAAAGAUUGUGAUGCGUCAGCCCCGGUUCUGAGGACCCCGGAAAGCGCAAGUUUUCCUGUAGACACAGACUCAUCGGGCACGGACGAGCCUCAGUGGAGCUACCGCCCGCUCCCAGACCUACCAUCUGUGUUUGAAGAGUCGCCCAUCGCUUCCCUAACUCGCAAAUUCCGACCCGCAGGUGCGUCGCUCAAGAUUGCAGAAGCCGGGGUAACACCCCGCGACACGUCCGAGGGAAAGGGUCUCGAUUACCUCUCACGCGUCGAAAGGACUAUUCGGGUCGUCAUACCCACGCCCAAGACCAAUCCUUUCCGAAGAGACUCCAAGCAUAGCAGCGGACUUCAGAUGGACCGCUCAGUGGGCCGGUCCGACUACGAUGACUUAGAGCCGCUUGUCAAGGCGAAGGGAGAGGCUGCCGAGUAUGGCCAUUACGAGCUGGUGGAAAAACGCCCACGGGAGAGCGAGCUCGCAGGGCGGCGGCAUGCUGAGCCGCAAAGCAAAUGGCUCGCCCGCCUCUUCCGGGUCAAGCCGGUAGUGGACCACAUCUGCCUAACUAUGUCGCACAAAAAGGCACGAAAGGAGACGAUGACCAUUUUCCAGGAAUGGCAGAAGUAUGGCAUUGAGGAUCUAAAAGUUGACGCGGAGCGACACAUGAUGUUUGCCCGUGUUGGCCGCCAAAAUUUUAUCCAAGUUGCUGACACGAAGGCGGCCGAUAAGAUCUCCGGCUGA
Messenger RNA from Parascedosporium putredinis, 1956 nucleotides. NCBI's taxonomy places the organism in Eukaryota, Fungi, Ascomycota, Sordariomycetes, Microascales, Microascaceae. The record is from the annotation of a GenBank genome assembly.